Durio zibethinus is the source of this 2052-nucleotide messenger RNA. RefSeq lists its product as uncharacterized. The record is from RefSeq and is a predicted model, not a curated record. NCBI's taxonomy places the organism in Eukaryota, Viridiplantae, Streptophyta, Magnoliopsida, Malvales, Malvaceae.
AAAAACAAAGCACAACCAAAACAAAGGCAUAACCAAAAGCAAAAGCAAUCAACCGCAAGCAAAAGGGUAAAGUGUUGCCAAAAGUUUCUUUAUUCACGCUCUCUCCCAAAGGCAAAUACCAAAGCCCCAACCCUCAAAAAUAUGGAGGAUGAGGACAUGACACCCUUUUGGCUCCAAACCACCGACAACCGCCGUCGCCGCCGCCGUCAAGCUUCAUCUUUCUUCUUCAACACUGGUAUUCUUAUCAUCCUCUUACUGGUCAUUGCAUUUGCUUUUGUCUUCAUUAUCAUCCCUUCAUUUCUCUCUUUCACUUCCAAAGUAUUCAAGCCUCACCUUGUUAAAAAAUCAUGGGACUCCGUCAAUCUAGUCCUCGUACUUUUCGCCAUUAUCUGUGGCUUCUUAAACUUAAACAGCAACAACGAUAACAAUGAUUCCCGAAGUGCUUACGAAGAUUACAGGUUUUCUAGUACUCCCAAACAUGUUCAUGAUCAUGAUGUCGGAAGAUCAAAUCCGUCAACCCCGCGUCAAUGGUAUGACUACCCAUCAUCAUCAUCAGAUCGGAAGGCAUAUAACUCAUUGCAGAGGGUGAGAAGCAGCAACUCUUAUCCAGAUCUACGGUUGGAAUCUUCUUGGGUGAUGAACAAUGAUGAUCGCUGGAGAUUUUAUGAUGAUACUCAUUUGUAUAAUUAUCGUAGUAGGUCAAGGCGAGAGAACGAUCAAGAACAAGUUUACAUUAAUAAUACAAAGGAUAUAGUUGUCCAUACUGUUCAGACGUCUUCGCCGGCACCUUCUUCUCCACAGCCAGCAUCACCUCCACCAGCUGUAGCAGCAGCAACAGCACCGCCGCUGCCACCUCAGUCACCUCCUCCGCAGCCUUCUAAGGUAGUUAGAAGAAAACCCAAGCGGACAUAUGAUUUUGAAGAUCUAAAACCUAAGGAGAAAAGUGAACUUAAGGAAGUUAUAUACAGUGACUUGAAAAUCAGGCAACCUAUUCCACCACCAUCGGCACCAGCUAGGCCACCAUCUUCACCACCACCACCGCCGCCGCUGCCGCCACCAAUAGCUGGGUCAGAAAAGAGAAGUAACAAGAGUGAGAAAAAAAGAGGUGGAGUAACUAAAGAAUUCUUAAUUUCAUUAAGAAGAAAAAAGAAGAAACAGAGACAAAGAAGCGUAGAAAACCUUGAUGAAUUCUUUAACCUUUCAACGUUUCCUUUAUAUCCACCCCAAUCACCUGCGCCUCCGCCACCACCUCCACCACCACCACUACCUUCAUUUUAUCAAAGCAUAUUUUCUUCCAAGAAAAGCAAAGCCAGAAAGCUUCAUUCAGUCCGUCCACUGGCACCAACAGCACCUCCAUUGGAAGCGCGUGCAUCAAAACGAGAACCCCAGAAAUCACCGGUAACAACCCAAAAACUUCCAUUGCCAGUCAAGAUAAGCAACAUCAACAAUGUGGAGGAGAGCAUCGAAAGUGGCAACGAAUCACCAUUAAAUCCGAUCCCCCCGCCGCCACCUCCUCCGCCGUUUAAAAUGGCGCCGUGGAAGUUCGAAGUGCACGGUGACUUUGUUAGGUUAAGAAGUAUCAACAGUUCACGGAGCCGCUCACCGGAUUUGGAUGAUCCAUUAAGCGAUGAAGUGAGUCCGUCGGAUGGUAAUAAAAUGGGUGAAAUCGACUAUGGAGAUUCAACUGCAGGCCCAUCGUUUUGUCGAAGCCCAGAUGUGGAUACCAAAGCCGAUAAUUUCAUUGCAAGGUUCAGGGCUGGUUUGAAGCUGGAAAAAAUAAACUCCGUCAGGGGCAGAUCUAAUCUUGGGCCUGGCCCAGAUCCAAGCACUGUUUGAGAAGCACAAUUCUAAGGUUUUUUUUUUUUUUUUUUCAUUUUUUUCAAUUUAUUUUUUUUUGGUGGAAAAUUUGUUUAUUUGGGUUGUUCUUACAUAUAAAGAAGUUAAAAUAUACAUGCACAGGAUUUUUUUGUCAAUUAUUUUUUUCUUGUCGUCAUGAAGUUUUAUUGUAAUGUACUUAAUUAUUCAAUUUUUAGGUGAUUUGUGAUUUUUAGA